Molecule: messenger RNA, 6400 nt
Organism: Tachysurus fulvidraco (yellow catfish)
Lineage: Eukaryota; Metazoa; Chordata; Actinopteri; Siluriformes; Bagridae
Product: cytoplasmic phosphatidylinositol transfer protein 1
Exons: 9
Coding region: 397-1389 (330 amino acids)
Biological process (GO): phospholipid transport
Cellular component (GO): cytoplasm
Molecular function (GO): phosphatidylinositol transfer activity; phosphatidylinositol binding
Source: RefSeq, a predicted model, not a curated record
CCCUUUCUUCUGUUUUAGCACACACACACACACACACACACACACACACACACACACACAGAAUAAGAUGUGAGCGCGCGCUCGAGACGGAAAAGCUACAUUUUUUAGCAUUGUGACAGUUGACGAAGGCUCGCGCGCGCCUUCUCGUGCCUCACAUCUGCCACGAAGACCGUUAACAUUCUCGUUCUUUUUGUUUUUGUUUUUAGUAAUAUAAGUUGUUUUCUUUGUAAAAACAAAACGUUACUUUGUCCGAAAGGCGAAGAGGAGCCGCUCACUUUAAAGACCCGAGCGAAUCUUCACAACUUUCCGAAUCUUCUCGUCGUUUUUUUUUCAGGAAUUUCUGAAGUGUUCUUCAAAUCUCUUCUUCACACAAGUUUACACUGACAGACUGGGAACAUGUUGAUGAAAGAGUACCGAAUAUGUAUGCCACUGACUGUUGAAGAGUACAGGAUUGGGCAGCUGUAUAUGAUCAGUAAACACAGCAACGAGCAGAGUGAGCGAGGAGAGGGAGUGGAGGUGGUGCAGAAUGAGCCCUUCGAUGACCCCACGCAUGGCCAUGGCCAGUUCACAGAGAAACGUGUCUACCUCAACAGCAAACUUCCCAGUUGGGCGAGAGCAGUGGUGCCCAGAAUCUUCUAUGUGACGGAAAAGGCCUGGAACUAUUAUCCUUACACCAUUACAGAAUACACAUGUUCAUUUUUGCCAAAGUUCUCCAUCCACAUAGAAACCAAGUAUGAAGACAACAAAGGCUGCAAUGACCAUAUCUUUGAAAAUGAGCUGAAGGACCAGGAGAGGGAAGUUUGUUUCGUAGAUAUCGCUUACGAUGAGAUUCCAGAGCGCUAUUACAAGGAGUCAGAGGAUCUGCGCUAUUUUAAAUCGGAGAAGACGUCUCGCGGCAUGCUGCAGGAAGGCUGGCGGGACACUCAGAAUCCCAUCAUGUGCUCCUACAAGCUCGUGACUGUAAAGUUUGAGGUGUGGGGCCUCCAGACACGUGUCGAACAGUUUGUACACAAGGUGGUGAGGGACGUGCUGCUGCUGGGCCAUAGACAGGCCUUUGCUUGGGUGGAUGAAUGGAUUGACAUGACAAUGGAUGAGGUGAGAGAGUUUGAGCGAAGGAUCCAGGAGGCCACCAACCAGAAGAUCGGCUUUUUCCCUCCGUCCAUUUCAAUUGGUGAGACGCCGCUCUCGUCUCUGGCCCCCACCGGCCCGGCCAGUGCUCCAUCCACUCCGCUUUACACAGACGCCCCCGAGUUCCUCUCCGUCCCUAAAGAGCGACCCCGCAAGAAAUCCGCCCCUGAAACGCUCACUCUGCCUGAACCCGGACAGUCGGAGCCUGUUCCAGCCCCUAACCACGCUUCUCUCAGCCCUGCAUCCAACCAGACGGAGUGACUGAGUCUGUGGCACGCAUCCUUGUGAUUUCUUCCUUCAAUCAGGAUUUUGUAAACACAGUUCACUCACUCUGCUCCUUCCACUUGCUCCAUGUUGCAAAUUUCUAAAAGACUCCAGUUACUGACCAUGUAAAUGGGCUUCCUCCCUGCAAGGGAGCCUCUGCCUCAACAGUUUAUAUUUUCUCAUAUUUGGCAAAUAAUGUUAAAUAUCUGCAUUCAGAUAUUGUGAUGCGUCUUAAUUUCUGUUAUAAGUUUUUAAAAAAAAAAACAGACCAUAAAAGCUACUUAUUAAGGCUUAUAAAGUACUUGUUACUUUUAUUUCUCCCAUCAUUUUAUUAUGAAAUCGUCUAAAACGAUUGGGGGACUACCUGUUGUGGCUUAAAUACGGUUGCCUUAGCAACUACGAAACAGGUAUCCCCGAUUAGGAUCAUGGAUUAAGAUGAUGUGUCAUUUUAAAGAAUAAGUUUGUAAUUUUUUGUAAAAUUAUUUUCUACCUAUGAUACAAGGAGUCUUUCCUUUCCUUGCUACUGACUCCAUGUCCUCUCUGGAAAAUUCCUUAUAAUUUACCUUCUAGGGAAAAUCAACAGAGCUGAGAUUACAGUAAUAAGAUCUAAUACUGUAGAUUACAUCAAAAUAUUUUUUUUCAAGCGAACAAUUACAGUAAGGGUAGAAAUAUUUAUUUUAAAUUACAAACUGCAUCUUUAAGCAAUGACGUCUCACAACAUCGAGGAAGAUAAAAUACUCACAGAUAGAGAGUGGGGUCCAAAAGUCUGAGACCACGAAUGAGAGAGCUUGUAAUUCGCAUUCAACGCAUUUAUUUAAAGUAGAAAAAGUAGAAUAUUUUCCUGCAUUCUAAGUAAUUGAUAUUUUGCUCUAAUGACAACGUUUGCUAAUAAUUGCUGAACGCUUUUGUUUGAAAAUUUUGUUUGUUUUCUGUUUUAAAUGAAAAAAAAAAUAGUUUCAUCACAGGCUUUUGUGUGACCUCAGACUUUUAGGCUUUUUUUUUUUUCCUUCCUCCUAAAAAUAACAUAUUUUAAAGUAUCUUUUUUUUUUUUUUUUUUUUUUGUUUUUUUUUUUUCUCCCUUUUUCCACUUCCAUUUAGCCAUGCAAAUCCGCCUAGACAGAAUGCUUCUCAGGUCUUCAUAGGUGCCAGCCUUUCCAAAGCCACGGCAGGAAAAAUACGAAAUCCUCUCUCAGAUAUUCCAAUAUCACAGCCAUCCAGGAUUCCAGGGUUUGUUCUUACAAGCCAGAUUUGUCUUAAUGGAUGUCUUGGAUCUACUUUAUACAAGUUCCUCAGCCAGUGCUUCAAAAUAAACUGAACAAUUUCUUUUUUUUUUUUUUUGGGUCCAAAAAGUUUGGAAGCAGCUUCUAUGACAAUCUGACCCUUAGCCGCAGCAAGGGUAAGACGAUGCUCAUACAGAGCAUGGGGUAAGAAAUCAAGCAGGUCAUAAUGCUUUAUUCAGUUUUUUUUUUAAAAAAAUGCCACAGUUAAUGAAGAUGUUCUGGAUUUUGCUAUUUGAUAUCUCGAAUAAGGAAAACAUAAAUCAAGCGUAGGACUGAGUGUUUUAUUGAAGCGAGCAUGUCUACCUGCAUGUAUGAAUGAAUUCAUUAAGUCUAACCUUCCUUAAUGUCCUCCUUUGCCUGAUGAUUUUGCCUCCAGCUUUUAGAAUAACACCACUGAACAGGAAAAUACCUUCAUUUUAUCUUUUUUUUUUUUUUUCCCCAUUUCUAUUGCGCACGUUCUUUGUUAAAAGGAAUGAAAAUCAGAAGAAACAGAAAUGCGAUUCCUAAGGACAUAUUUAAGCCUGGCUGAAGUAUAAAAACACACCACUAACGCUUUCCAAACUAGCUGCUGCUUCCCCUUCCAUUGUAGACAGGGUUUUAUUAAAAGCUGCAUGGACUGUUCACAGGCUCUGUAAAGUCCUGUGUAUAUGCAUAUAAGAGGCAGGGACUGCUGGUGAGUUCAGUUCGGUUUAUAUACAGACAAAAGUGCACUGAGCAUGCUCCAAACCACACAGCAGCUCCGACAGUGCCUCUGCAUGUACAUGUAAAUAUGUCAAUCAAUAGAUCUCUAUACAGUCUAUACAGAUGUCUUUAUCAUGUCUAAACAUUUUUGAAACUAUUAAUAGCAUUUUUUAGUGUUUUUCUCUAUCUUAAUUUUUUUUUUUUUUUUUUUUUUUUUUUUAAACGACUGGGAGGACGUGUGAAGCACCUUGAAUUAUAUUUUCCGACUUGCACCCAGAGCCAUUUGUGACAAAGAUAAAAAUUCUUGACCAUGCUGCUACUUGAGUCUUUAAUACCAUCCUAAACUGUAUGAUCCAGGGAAUAGUUUUUAGUUUAAAAACACAGUUUAUGGGGUGUUUUUUUUUGUUUUUUUUUUUUUUUUAAUAGUCUACAAAGAUAUAAAAUGGUUUCAUUUCUGCAUUAGUUAUGCAUCUUUAUAAAAUUCUGAUCACAAUAUUUGAGAAACUUGUAACCACAGUUUGUUAUAAUACACAUUAUUGUAUUAAAAUAACCACAGUAAAUAAAAAAAAGGUUAUACCGCAGAGUUAUAUAUAAAACCUUAAACUAGAUCUGAAAAUAUUUUCCCUCUGUUUUGCUAUAUGAGAGUCGUUCUGUACAUUUACAUAUACACUGUACACAUGUACAGUUUCCUUUGGUUUGCUGCUUGCAAAACCUUCUAUUUGGUUUAAUUAUCAAUUAUUUGUUUAAAACAAGAACUUGGCUUUUAAACUAGUCUCAUAAAAUUCAGCACCACUCCAUCAACACCUCAACACAAUGAUAAGAUGUAGAAUUCUGUUUGUCUUGAUUAAAGGGCUUGAGAUGUUGUUAAAGAUACGGUCAGUGGUUUUAGAACAGUUUUAGAAAAAUUGAUUCCAAUUAUUGAAACACAAUUAUUCGUUCUUCUGAAGGCACCGUGAUUACAAACUGUCUCUACUCACUCAGUUUCACCUCUAAAAAGAUAUUUGAUUCAGUUAUUAAUGAGAAGAUUCCACUGAGUGCUUUGAUCUAACAAAUCACUGACCGCACAUAUUGUUCAAAACUAGGAAACCGUAGAGGACAGCUGUCCUUCUGCUGCCUUCUGAGCUGCAGACAUUUUCAUAAGCACCUUACAGUAAUGCGGUAAUGUUGCCACAUGGGAUGAUGAUGAUAUUUUAAUGUGUUCCUGAUUUUCUUUUCAUCUAUUGGUUUAAAUAGAAACAAAAAAAGUUUAUAUGAUGUUUAUUCAGUUAAAACUUCUCACAGAUUAAAUUGUAAUUUUUUUUAUUCAGAUCCUUAGUCACAAAAUAAAUUCACAAAUUCCUGAUUAAAUAAAUUGUCACAUGCCUCAAGAUGUCUCUCGAAUACACCAUUUGACCAUUUGCUCUUAAAAAUCUUAUUUGAAAAUGUUACCACAGCAAUAACUGUGUUUACUUGAACAAUCCAUUGUGUUCUUACAAGUGAUCACUACACAUGAUUUAUCAGGCAGCAGCAUGGAGAUAAAGUCCAAUAAUCCAGUUAUCACCAUACACACGUUUUCCAUCCGCACGUCUGCUUCUGAAAUCCCAGGACUUGCAGCAGGUCCUAAUUAGUGCUUUAAGAUUAUUUCCUUUGUAUUUGUCAAAUACUUAGUUCAACCCCCCUUAAACUUCAGCACUUUGCACCACGAUCGCCAGAAAAUGAUUUCUAUCCAAACCCACCGCUGUGCUUCUGCCUGAACUGGGUUUGUAAAUAUUAUUUUGUACAGUUUUUUUUUCUUCUUUUUUUUUUUUUUUUUAAGAUUUUCCAUAUGGGUGUGAAGUGAAAACCGUUUAAAGUAGAUAUUUUGUUUGUUGUUAAUAGAAGGUUGUUAUUUUGAACUUUUCUUGCUUGACUUUUACCUGCGAACAUGCGACUGCCUGGAUGGUCAACAAAAAUGAGCCAGAUGAUGUAUGUAUUUGCUAGCCUUGCUUUCUGUUGUAGAAUUUCUUGUUUCGAGGGGUAGCAUGACUUAGAAAAACAAAACGAUUCAUGAUUCUAUGGUUUUGUUUUGUUUGUUUUUUUGUUUUGGAAAUUUCCAUUUUUGUACAUUUUUAUAAGUAGUGAUCUGGUCAUGUUGGUGUUUUGCAGUUUGCUCUUUACUUCCUCUGUGGCCUGUUGUCUAUCAGUAGCAGUGAGGUGAUUCAGUCGUCAAAAUCUAUAAUUGGAAUGAAACACUCAAUGAUCAGAUCAGUCACGAUGCCUGAAGUCUGAACAUAAUUCAGUUAAAUUUGUCCAGAUGAUUACUUUACCUCUUUAUUACAAAGAGGUGCAUACUGAUAUCCAUAUAUUUUGAUAUAAUAUUUAGAAUCCCCCCCCCUUUUUUUUACAUCUACAGUAUAUAUAAUAGAUAAACUAUAGAAGAUGUCUACAUCUCAUUUCAGAGCCGACUAACAGAACCCUGGCUGAAACUUGACACGUGUUCCUGUAAAUCCAACCAGAUUAGAAUAAAUGUUGCCUUCUUAAAGUUCACAAUCAGAUUCACAAUCGGCCUCUGUCUAAACAAAAAACAGGGAACUGAGGAUAUUUUUGAGGAUGUCCAUGACUAUACUGUUAGUUGAAUAUAUUUGGAAGCAAUUAUUUUUCCAAUUUUUUUUUUUCCUUUCUUCUCAGCAGAUUAAGCAUUAAAUCUAAAGCCAUAACAUUAGAAAUCCUAAUGUGACUUUCAGUUCUGGAUUCUGUCCAGUUCUGUCCAGCAUUUAACGUUUUAUAUUUUCAAUAUUAGAGCUAUUAGAGUGCUGAAUUCUAAAAAUGUUUUCCAAUUUAUUCCUCAAGUGUUGCUUUGCCGUCCAUGCCUAAAGGUAGAGGACCAAGCGUAUUCAUUUCAUUUUUAGCCAUUAAAUUCUGGUGAUGUCAUGGUGCCUAUCAAGGCAGCCUCCUUCCUAAUAGAGUCCUCAUUCAUGACCAAGUGCCAUCCUUUUAGCCUCUUUAGGUUCCUGUAUAUUUUAUUCUGAUUUGUUGUAAUUAUUCUUUUCCUAAUUCUUGUAGAAAAUAAAACGACUUGCUAUGAUAAA